AUGUCAGUCAAGCACCAACAAGGAACAAAUGCGGUGACUCUUGAGGAAAUGGGAACUCAGGAAGAGGAGCCAAAGAAAGAGCAAAAGACCUUUACAGUAGAAGAAGCUGUGGAAGCAAUUGGUUUUGGGAGAUUUCACAUUGCACUCUUUAUGAUCAUGGGUAGCACUGGUGUGGUAGAAGCUAUGGAAAUCAUGCUGAUUGCUGUAGUGGGUCCUGUUAUCCGAUGUGAAUGGCAGCUUAAAAAUUGGCAAGUGGCUUUAGUGACAACAAUGGUAUUUUUUGGCUACAUGGUGGCUAGCGUAACAUUUGGGAUGCUAGCAGAUAAAUUUGGUCGUUGUAAGGUUUUAAUCAUCUCUUUUGCAUGGGGAGCGUAUUUCUCUUUGCUGACAUCGUUUUCUCCUUCAUACAUCUGGUUCGUCUUUCUCCGAGCCCUCGUAGGAUGUGGCGUAUCAGGUCAUUCACAAGGGCUUAUAAUCAAAACAGAAUUUUUGCCCACAAAAUACCGUGGUUAUGUUUUACCAUUAUCACAGGUAUUUUGGUUGUCAGGCUCCUUAUUAAUUAUUGGAUUGGCAUCGGUUGUUAACCCAACUCUUGGGUGGCGUUGGCUGAUCCGAAUAGCUUCUAUUCCAGGCAUUCUACUUCUUUUCGCAUUUAAGUUUAUCCCCGAGUCUGCUCGAUAUAAUGUGUCUUGUGGAAAUGAUAAAGCGGCCCUUGCUACCCUCAAGUGGAUUGCUAAAAUGAACCAUUCUGUUCUGCCUGAAGGAAAGUUGGUAGAAAUUGUGGAAGAAAAACGAGGUAGAUUCAAAGAUCUAUUUGAUCCCAAAUACUUACGGACAUCUUUGCAAAUAUGGAUUAUAUGGCUUGGAAUUUCUUUUGCUUAUUAUGGUAUCAUCCUGGCCAGUGCAGAAUUACUGGAGAAGGAUCUGGUUUGUUCAAGAGGAGGAUCUGUAGAAGCCGAUCUGGACCAUACUCAGGAGGAGUUUCAGAGCCCUUGUCUCUGCCAUACCUUUGCACCAUCUGAUUACCAGAUCAUGUUCAUCAGCACAGUAGGAGAAAUUGCAUUAAAUCCCUUAAAUAUUCUUGCCAUCAAUUUCCUGGGAAGGCGAGUGAGCUUGACAAUAACAAUGGGAUGCACUGCUGUUUUCUUUCUUCUCCUCAAUAUAUGCACCACAAUUACUGGUCUUAUUGGUUUCCUCUUUAUGUUGCGUGCUUUUGUAGCUGCAAAUUUCAAUACUAUCUAUAUUUACACAGCAGAGGUUUAUCCUACUACCAUGAGAGCCUUGGGAUUAGGGACCAGUGGCUCCAUAUGUCGUAUAGGUGCUAUGGUAGCACCUUUUAUAGCACAAGUACUUAUGAAUGCUUCUUUCUUGGGGGCACUGUGCCUUUUUGCCUUGGUUUGCCUUGUGUGUGCUAUCUCUGCAUUCACUCUGCCAAUAGAGACGAAAGGGAGAUCACUUCAGGUGGGUAAUUCAUCUUGCUUCUGA
Molecule: messenger RNA, 1485 nt
Organism: Thamnophis sirtalis
Lineage: Eukaryota; Metazoa; Chordata; Lepidosauria; Squamata; Natricidae
Gene: SVOPL
Product: SVOP like
Biological process (GO): transmembrane transport
Cellular component (GO): membrane
Molecular function (GO): transmembrane transporter activity
Source: RefSeq, a predicted model, not a curated record